GCAAACGGUUCGCAUUUCGUGUGCGCAUUAAACUGAAAAUAACAGAGUAAAAGCAAAUAACUGCAAAUAUAUUCAACCAAAGUCGCGCGUGCGUCGUGCAAUACACAAUAUUGUGAAAUAUACAAACAAAAUAAUGUGUGUUUGAAACUGUAAAGAUAAACUGUGCGAUUGAAGAGUUAAAAGAAAUACUUUUGGAAUUUAAUUUCAACAAUAACAGCAAAAACAAAAACAAAAUGGUACGCAGUUUGGCACAGUGGACCAAAACGUUGAGUUUUCCCUCACGUUUGUCGCCCAAUCGCAAUUCCAAGGAUUGCUCAACUCUGGCCAGUCCGGUGCCGCCGCCAACGCCGCCCCGUAACAAGACCAAAGGUCAUAGCAACUGCGCCACAUCGCGCAGCUCCUCUUCGACCGUAUCCUCAUCGCAUUCUUCGGCUGCUUCACAUAAUUCACCAACACCGGGCAACAACAACAACGUGAACAAUAUGCCCAUCACAGAACUGGAACAAAUCAUCUAUCCCGGUCCCGAUCCAAAGCAAGCGAUAAUGGGUUCGCUAGUCUUUUGCAUACACCACAAGCAGGGCUGCAAGUGGUCGGAUGAGCUGCGCAAGCUGAAGGCGCAUUUGAACACAUGCAAGCACGACGCCACCCAGUGCCCCAACAAGUGUGGCGCGCAGAUACCACGCAUCAUGAUGACCGAUCACCUGCAGUACACCUGCACGAUGCGUCGCACUCGCUGCGAGUUCUGUCAAAGCGAAUUCUCUGGCGCUGGCUUGGAGGAGCACAACGGCAGCUGUGGCCAGGAGCCGGUCUACUGCGAGGCCAAGUGCGGACAGCGUGUGCUGCGCGGUCGCAUGACUCUGCACAAGUCCAAGGACUGUGCCAAGCGUUUGCGUCGCUGCGCUCACUGCCAGCGCGAAUUCUCAGCCGACACGCUGCAGCUGCAUGCGGCUCAGUGUCCGCGCACUCCGUUGGCCUGUCCACAGCGCUGCGAUGCAGGUCCGAUAGCUCGUGGCGAACUGGAGGCGCAUCUGCGUGACGAAUGCCAAUCGCUGGCUCUGGCCUGCAGCUUCAAGGAGGCCGGCUGCCGCUUCAAGGGACCGCGCCAGUUGCUGGAGGCGCAUUUGGAAAGCAGCGCUGCGGCUCAUCUAUCGCUGAUGGUGGCGCUCAGCAGCCGACAGGGUCAACAGAUACAAAUGCUCAAGUCGGCAGUGUCCAAGCUGUCCAUCAACUACACUGGCACGCUGCUAUGGAAGAUCACCGAUUGGUCGGCCAAAAUGAACGAGGCACGCGGCAAGGAUGGCUUGGAGCUGGUCUCGCCGCCUUUCUACACCUCACAGUACGGCUAUAAGCUGCAGGCCUCGAUGUUUCUCAAUGGCAAUGGACCCGGCGAGAAUACCCAUGUCUCGGUCUAUAUUAAAGUGCUGCCGGGAGAAUAUGAUGCUCUGCUCAAGUGGCCCUUCUCGCACUCCAUCACCUUUACGCUGUUCGAGCAGGGCGCCCAGAGCGGCCAGGGCGGUGUAGCCGAAUCCUUUGUGCCCGAUCCAACCUGGGAGAACUUCCAACGGCCAUCGAAUGAGCCCGAUCAGCUGGGCUUCGGCUUUCCACGUUUCAUCUCGCACGAGCUGCUGCAUAGCCGACCCUUCAUCAAGGCCGAUACCGUCUUUCUGCGAGUCAAGGUCGAUCCCAGCAAAAUUGUGGCCGUCUAAGCGGACACCAUCGAGGACGACUCCAUUUGUAGCCUUAAGCAUACUCGACUUCCUUAAAUACCGUGUAUUUGAAUGCGAGAGUGUGUGUCAGACUAGCCCUGUGUAAAUAGAUCUUAAGUAGAAGAGUUAGCUUCGGCUUCGGGCGAGGUUAGCCGCUUGUUUGCUAACUGGCCUUUGAAUGCUGAUUAGCCACGCCUACCGCGUAAUAGUCAUAUAGCUUGUAUACAUACAUACAUACACACACGUAUAUAUACACUAUAUAUACAUAUAUAGUAACUAUAUAGGUUUUGCAGUGCUGGAAUUAAACCAAAGCAUAUUAAACAUAAAAACAAACGAAAAGAACAAAAUUUCAACAACAAAUAUUCAAAUAUUA
Molecule: messenger RNA, 2079 nt
Organism: Drosophila hydei
Lineage: Eukaryota; Metazoa; Arthropoda; Insecta; Diptera; Drosophilidae
Gene: Traf4
Product: TNF receptor-associated factor 4
Exons: 2
Coding region: 234-1706 (490 amino acids)
Biological process (GO): positive regulation of JNK cascade; tumor necrosis factor-mediated signaling pathway; protein K63-linked ubiquitination
Cellular component (GO): plasma membrane signaling receptor complex
Molecular function (GO): zinc ion binding; protein binding
Source: RefSeq, a predicted model, not a curated record